AUGAGACUUAUAAGAAGAGGUGUAGGACUGUUCCAUGUGUUGCGUAAAAUUACACGGCAUUACAGUGCUGCUAAUAAUAGAUAUGAUGUCAUUGUGGUGGGAGGAGGGCAUGCUGGGACUGAAGCUGCCUGUGCAUCAGCGAGAAUGGGAGCUAACACGCUAUUGGUUACACAUAAAAAGGAAACUAUAGGUGAAAUGUCCUGCAAUCCUUCAUUUGGUGGAAUCGGUAAAGGUCACCUGGUGAAAGAAAUUGAUGCCUUGGACGGUGUUUGUGGCAGGAUUUGUGAUUUGUCUGGAGUUCAAUACAAGGUGUUAAACAGAAGAAAAGGACCAGCUGUUUGGGGUCCACGAGCUCAAAUAGAUCGUAAACUAUACAAGAAACAUCUGCAGUCUGAAAUAUUUAAUAUGGCCAAUUUAACAAUACUAGCUAGUCCAGUAGAAGAUCUAAUUCUAGAAGAUCUGCCUGUUUCUAACAACAGUGAUAUUUUAAAACAUGCCUGUCAUGGAAUAAUAUUAGAAAAUGGAGAAAGAAUUGAAAGUAAGACUGUUGUCUUGACAACUGGUACGUUUCUACGAGGAACGAUAAACAUCGGAUUAUACAGUCGUCCUGCUGGUAGAUUAGAUGAUGAACCUGCCAUUGGAUUGGCUAAAAGUUUAGAGAAGGCGGGGUUUAGAUUGGGACGACUGAAAACGGGAACCCCUCCAAGACUUGAUAAAAACACAAUAGAUUUCAGUAAAACUGUAAAAUUGGGUGGAGAUGAUACACCACUUCCUUUCUCCUUUAUGAAUGACAGAGUUUGGAUCAAGCCAGAAGAUCAGUUGCCGUGCCAUCUUACAUAUACUGGUGAUGGCGUGAGAGAUGUUGUCAUGGAGUCACUAGAUCAAAAUAGACAUGUAAAAGAGGAGAUUAGUGGUCCAAGAUUUUGUCCGUCAAUAGAAUCGAAAAUCCUGCGAUUUCCACCACGGCAACACCAGGUUUGGCUGGAACCAGAAGGGCUGGAUAGCGACCUGAUUUAUCCUCAGGGAAUCUCCUGUACCAUGCCAGAAGAAUACCAGCAGAAAUUAGUUAAUACAAUUCCAGGAUUAGAAGAUGCUAAAAUUGUAAAACCAGGUUACGGAGUAGAAUAUGACUAUAUAGACCCACGACAACUCAAACCCUCCCUAGAAACAUUACGAAUAAAUAACCUAUAUCUAGCUGGUCAGAUCAACGGAACUACUGGGUAUGAGGAGGCAGCAGCACAGGGUAUAAUAGCUGGUAUUAACGCUAAACUGAAAGUAGAGGAGAGACCAGCGUUUAUUAUUGAUAGAACUCUGGGAUAUAUUGGGGUAUUAAUAGAUGACCUGACGACCCACGGAACUAACGAACCGUACAGGAUGUUUACAAGUCGAGCAGAAUUUAGAUUAUAUUUACGUCCUGAUAAUGCUGACUUCAGAUUAACACCGAAAGGAUAUGAAGCUGGGUGUGUAAGUAAGGAGAGAUAUCAAAAAACACAAACGUUACAAGAUGAAUUAAACAGAAAUAUCAUGUUAUUCAAAUCAGUCAGAAUGCCUCAUGAAAAUUGGAGACAAAAAUUAGAAUUGAAGGCAAGAGGCAAUACUGACUGGAAGAGUGCCUAUGAUAUGUUACGUAAUCCUGAAACAUCGUUUAGCAAAAUGGUGGAGGUCUGCCACGAACAGUUCGGCCAUCUGAAAAAUAAUAAAUAUUUAGAAGAUAAAAUUAUUAUCGAAUCUUGUUAUGCCAGUGAGCUAGAAGAACAGAAGUAUGAAAUCGAGGAAAUGAAACGAGAAUCAGAAUUAUUAUUACCACAAGAUAUUGACUAUUUUAGUUUAAAUGUAUCCAAAGAUUCCCAGAUGAAAUUAGCAGAAGCCAGACCUGCAACAAUUGCUUCAGCCAGUAGAAUUCCAGGAAUAACUCCGGCAGCUGUCUAUAUAUUAUUAAAAUACGUUAAAAGACAACAGAAUAUUCUCACCACAGAUUGCUCCUAGCAUAUACUCGGACUAGAAACUUGUAGUGUUAGUUACUAGGGAGUGGAAGUGGACACCAAGCCAACUCUCGGAAGCACUGGUGCAGAUCUCCGAAUUUGUUUCUUACCUUGAGCAGGAUUUGAACAAUUAGGUAUAAGUGGGUGAUAGCCAACACCAGGCUGACUCUGGGAAGCACAGGCGCAGAUCUCCGACUUUUUCUUACCUUGAGGAAGAUUUAAAUCCACAGCACCUCACUGCCUUGCAGACGACAAUCUAAUCCAGUUAGCUACAGACUGAGUUAUUCCACUGUCACUGUGUUAGUGAUUAGGGAGGUUGAUAAGAAACCAGUAACUAUUGACAAGCAAUUAGUCACUAUUCAACAGAAAGCACUGUGUUUAAAUGUGUUUUCAUGUUAAUUUAAAAUGAAUUAAAAUCAAAGAAGAAAUCAAAUAAGGUUAUCAUGUAUAUAUGAUUAUACAUGGACUUAAAUUGAUAAUACAUUUACUAAUUGGCACUAAUAAUGAUAAUAAAACAGGACAUAGCUUUCUUUUUACAAAGGAAAGUAAUUCGCUGUAAAUGUGUUAGUGUAAAGGAUGGGAGAAAUCAUUUCAACAUCAAUCAAACCAUAAACUAACUCCAUACUGGUUCACAACAGGCAUGGCAGAGCCACAAAUGCAGCAGGGAAUGACUUAGCCACCUCAUGUUGAAAGAGCCUGGUCCAAAUACUAACUCCAAAUGAUAUUAUUCUAUAUAACUAAGCAUGUGAUUCAGAGCCUUCUUCUCAAAAAACUUGAUGUUGAUGAAAACCAGAUUUAUUUGAAUGUGAUUGAUAUAUAAAACUGAAUUUAAAAUUGAUUUUAGUGAUUGAUCAAUUGGAUGAAGACAAUAGGGGGAUGAUUAGUUUGUGAGUUUAUUUACAGUGUGGUAAAAAAAAAGGAUUGCC
Lottia gigantea (owl limpet) is the source of this 2908-nucleotide messenger RNA. RefSeq lists its product as hypothetical. Lineage: Eukaryota; Metazoa; Mollusca; Gastropoda; Lottiidae. Gene Ontology annotation, cellular component: cytosol. Bases 1 to 1986 code for a protein of 661 amino acids. The record is from RefSeq and is a predicted model, not a curated record. Gene Ontology annotation, molecular function: flavin adenine dinucleotide binding. The transcript is spliced from 15 exons. Gene Ontology annotation, biological process: tRNA wobble uridine modification; tRNA methylation.